UCGUUACCUAUCGCUCCACAAAAGCCACAACCCUUUCAGAGCAAGCUACAUGAACAACUACUUCAAGGUCUCAGCGCGAGUGACGUCACCGAUCGAAACGAUAUUAGUGUGCACCCCGCUAACUAGCUAGUAAUUUCAUGCCGGUUACACACAGAUUACCGUUCGAUUUGAGAAGUGCCCUCCUCCUCCCUCCCCGUUUUUACCCGUUGCUGUGAGACGGGCCCGGUGCCCCGCGGCUGAGCAUAAUCGAAUCCGCCCAUUGUAACAACGUCGGAUACAAUGCGAGCGCUGCAGUUUCAUUGGUUUAUCAUUACAGAAAGGCGUGGUUAAAUCUUGUUUAUUCUGUUGAUUAUGAAAUGUCAACGUCAUCGAUACAUAAAACGUCAAAUGAUGGUUGAAACCUAUGACAUUGCAGUAUGUUUUGGCAUAUGAAAAGGUGAGAAAUUGGCUAUCUAACGUUAAGAAUGGCCGGCGCACGCGCCUUCGGCUUCAAGGAAUGUCGGAAGAUUGGAGGCUCUCAAAUAAGAAAUCUGCUUAAUGCAAAAGAUUUCUUCCUUUUCGAUUGCGAUGGCGUGAUAUGGCACGGAGAAAAGGCAAUAACUGGUGCCCCUAAGGUGGUGAGUUCUUUGAUCAAACACGGCAAAAACGUGUUAUUCGUUACAAACAAUUGCACUAGGCCACGUGAGAAUUACUUGAACAAGUUCCUCCGUCUGGGCUUUACUGAUGUUAUGCAAGAGCAGAUAUUCAGCUCCUCGUAUUGUUCGGCGCUUUACCUGAGAAAUGUCGCUAAGGUGCAAGGUAAGGUGUUUGUCAUCGGCGGCGAGGGAGUGCGUAAUGAACUGUUACAGGCUGGCAUUCCUUUCGUUGGUGACGAAGACGCGCCUGACGGCACUAUAUUUAACUGCGCAUUGGCCUCGGAUGUCAAAGCGGUCCUUGUUGGACAUGAUGACAAGUUUACCUUCCUUAAAUUGGCCAAAGCCUCCUGCUAUUUGCGGGAUCCAGAGUGUCUGUUUUUGGCCACUGAUGUGGACCCCUGGCACCCGCUGCAAGAUGGAAGGAUAUUGCCAGGUUCUGGAUGUCUGACAGCAGCGCUGGAAGUGGCCACAGGUCGGAAGGCCAUGGUGAUAGGCAAGCCCAGCCCCUUCAUGUUUGAGUGCAUCUCCAGCCAGUUCAGAGUGGACCCAGCCCAGUGCCUGAUGGUGGGUGACCGCCUGGAGACAGACAUGCUGUUUGGGGCCAACUGUGGCCUGGAUACCAUGCUUACACUCACAGGGAUCUCUCAGAUGAAGACAGCCCAGGAGUACAGAGACAGUGAUCACUCCACAAAUCAGAGCUUUGUACCAGACUAUGUAGUUGAUACUAUUGCUGACUUCUUACCUGCUUUUGAGAACUGACUUUGUGUUUCAGAUGGUGGUGUUGUCGGUUCACCAGUGUUGAGUGACUCUGCUGUUAUAACUGACUGUUCAAAGUAAUACUGAGUUUAAGACAGUUGUAGGAUCAUGAGUGAAAUGUUACUUCUAUAUUCCAGUAUUGGCUGUAAGAACUACUCAUCCCAGGUAAUGCCGUUUGUUAACAUUAAAGGUUCUAGCAAUCAGGUCUCAAUGUUGACAUUUUUGGCAGUGCAUGUAGGCCUACUGUAAAUAUCCCAAUGCAUUUUUUUUGUGUAUAGUGGUGUAAAUAUGAUAUGCUGUCUGUGUUCCAGAUACCCCUUAUGGGUUUUAGAAGAACAUGUGAAGAUCCAUAUUUCUGAAUGGCCUGUGACCGUUGCAGACUUACCACAUUGAUAUGCGAGGCUUGAGGCAAUCAAUACACAAAUAGUAUCGGAGAACACUGAAAACAUUUGAAGAAAAGCUUUGAGAUAAUGACUAUUUGUCUUUUCAGUGUAUUAUGAUCUUGUAAGUCAUCUAAUACAACUGGUGCCAGUACUGUCAGCUGAACUAUCCCUGUUGUGAACUCCUUUGCUGGAAGACUGAAAUGUGAGAUUUGACAUUCAUAUUAGCCUACUAUUUCCCUUGGGUGUGGUGUUUGACAUGUAUUGUCAGAUCCAAUAAAUGUAUAUUUUAUUUUA
Molecule: messenger RNA, 2068 nt
Organism: Salvelinus fontinalis (brook trout)
Lineage: Eukaryota; Metazoa; Chordata; Actinopteri; Salmoniformes; Salmonidae
Product: chronophin-like
Exons: 2
Coding region: 465-1394 (309 amino acids)
Cellular component (GO): cytoplasm
Molecular function (GO): phosphatase activity
Source: RefSeq, a predicted model, not a curated record